This is a messenger RNA of Mizuhopecten yessoensis (Yesso scallop), 1711 nucleotides long. RefSeq lists its product as uncharacterized. The transcript has 2 exons. Bases 397 to 1356 code for a protein of 319 amino acids. Lineage: Eukaryota; Metazoa; Mollusca; Bivalvia; Pectinida; Pectinidae. The record is from RefSeq and is a predicted model, not a curated record.
GGUCAAUUUGAGACGAGGGGAAGAAACUACAGUAUUCUUUUGAAUUCAGCGUUCCUUUGAAAUUAUUGAGGUAGACUUAAUACUUUGACUGCAUGGGUUGACAUUUUUUCUGUUUCAUAAUUAAUUAAUAAUCUGGAGUUUAGUUUUCACUGAAAAGGUCUUGGACCAAGAGUAAAUUAAAUUUUUGGUUUAUGAUCGAUUAUGAAGGAAUGCUUUGUUGAACUGAAUGAGGUGAAUGCAUGCUUGGCGGAGUUAUACAUUCUGGUUGUAUCCCUGUAUGUCAUGAGUAUUUAUUUAAAGCACCUCCUAUGAACAUUAUAUUUGUUCUAGGGACUAUGAAAUAUACUGAUACAAAUACACCUGUGCAUAAUAUGUCCGUGCCUGUCUAACUAUCUUAUGUCCAAGGUCCCUCACCUGUCUAACUAUCUUAUGUCCAAGGUCCCUCACCUGUCUAACUAUCUUAUGCCCAAGGUCCCUCUCCUGUCUAACUAUCUUAUGUCCAGGGUCCCUCAACUGUCUAACUAUCUUAUGUCCAAGGUCCCUCACCUGUCUUACUAUCUUAUGUCCAAGGUCCCUCACCUGUCUAACUAUCUUAUGUCAAAGGUCCCUCACCUGUCUAACUAUCUUAUGUCCAAGGUCCCUCUCCUGUCUAACUAUCUUAUGUCCAGGGUCCCUCAACUGUCUAACUAUCUUAUGUACAAGGUCCCUCACCUGUCUAACUAUCUUAUGUCCAUGGUCCCUCUCCUGUCUAACUUUCUUAUGCCCAAAGUCCCUCUCCUGUCUAACUAUCUUAUGUCCAAGGUCCCUCACCUGUCUAACUAUCUUAUGUCCAAGGUCCCUCACCUGUCUAACUAUCUUAUGUCCAAGGUCCCUCACCUGUCUAACUAUCUUAUGUCCAAGGUUCCUCACCUGUCUAAAUAUCUUAUGUCCAAGGUCCCUCACCUGUCUAACUAUCUUAUGUCCAAGGUCCCUCAACUGUCUAACUGUCUUAUGUCCAAGGUUCCUCACCUGUCUAAUUAUCUUAUGUCCAAGGUCCCUCAACUGUCUAACUAUCUUAUGCCCAAGGUCCCUCAACUGUCUAACUAUCUUAUGUCGUGGGUCCCUCACCUGUCUAACUAUCUUAUGUCCAGGGUCCCUCACCUGUUUAACUAUCUUAUGUCCAAGGUCCCUCAACUGUCUAACUGUCUUAUGUCCAAGGUCCAUCACCUGUCUAACUAUCUUAUGUCCAAGGUCCCUCUCCUGUCCAACUAUCUUAUGUCCAAGGUCCUUCACCUGUCUAACUAUCUUAUGUCCAAGGUCCUUCACCUGUUUAAUUAUCUUAUGUCCAAGGUCCCUCACCCGUUUUGUAUGGUUUAGUUACCCAGUGUAUGUAAGCACUCAUUUAGUGAAAUGGUGAGCAGAAUAGUUCUGAGUAAAUAGUUUUGAUGUUCCUAAGUUAUGUUAUUAAAAGAUGCUAUUAAACGAUUUAUCAUUAUUAUUACUAACUUUAGUAUAAAAUUUGUAAUGAUACCAUAUUAUAUGAUAUAUAGAUGUUAGGUCAUUGUGUUUUGUCAACCACCAUAUUUCAUUCCUUUCUGAAGUUCCAGGGUAUUAUGCAGAUGUGUCCAUACAUCAAUUCCUUGAUGCAAUUCUAUGUUAAAUUCUACAGAAUACUAAAUAGAUAUAAGAUGUAACUAUAUGACCAUUUCAUUGACCGUAUUUCCAUUCCUCG